AUGGGUUCUCUUGAAAGCGUGCCGUCGCCGAAAAGGGAUCACCAUUUGCUGCGUUCUUCUUCGUCCCUUAGGAACAGCAACAGUAGUUUCAACAGCAGCAGCAGGAGCAGCAGAUCAAGAUUUGCCAGAUUUGUGCUUUGCAAGAAGAUUGACUACCUGCAGUUGAUUUGUGGAGUGGCCGUGUUUUUCUUCUUUGUUUUCCUCUUCCAGAUUUUGCACCUGCCUGGCUCCGUGACGGAGGACGGAGAUAACUCUGGCAAAUUCAAAGGAACCCAUGACUUCAUAUCGGGGGAUGAUGAGGAGAAUCUUGCGGACUUGACAUUCUUAAAAGAGUUGGACUUUGGUGAGGAUUUGAAGUUUGAGCCUUUGAAAAUCAUGGAGAAGUUUCAUAAGGGUGCUAAUGUAGUGAGAGAAAGUGUCGGGGCAGAGAAGGCUGUGAGAUUUGGGUAUAGGAAACCAAAGCUUGCCUUGGUAUUCUCGGAUCUGUGGAUCGAUCAACAUCAGAUACUUAUGGUGACAGUUGCUAGAGCAUUGCUGGAAAUCGGAUAUGAAAUUGAGGUUAUUUCACGCGAAAAGGGCCCAGCAUACGCUAUAUGGAGAGAGAUUGGAGUUCCACUGAUUGUCAACAUGGGUUAUGAGAACUCUAACUGCAGUGUGGAUUGGCUAAACUAUGAUGGUGUCCUCGUGAAUUCUCUUGAUGCUGCUGGAUUCUUGUCUUGUCUCAUGCAGGAACCUUUUAAAAACGUCCCGCUUUUGUGGACCAUCCAUGAACACACACUUGCUACUCGAUUGAGACAUUAUGUUUUGAGUGGUCAAAAUGAAAUGGUCAAUACCUGGAGCAAGGUCUUCUCGAGGGCCACUGUUAUUAUCUUCCCGAACUAUGUUCUGCCGAUAGCUUAUUCGACUUGCGACCCUGGGAACUACUUUGUCAUCCAGGGCUCCCCCGAAGAAGCUUGGAGAGCUGAUAAGCAAAUUGUUUCAAUGAAAGAUAGUUCGGGUCUGGAAAAAAUGAAGUACGAACCCAAUGAUAUUGUUAUUGCAAUUGUGGGGAGCCAGUUAUCAUAUAAAGGCAUGUGGCUCGAGCAUGCCUUUGUCUUACAAGCUUUGCAUCCGCUUUUUACGGACUUACGGGACUCGAGUUCCCGUCUUAAAAUCACUGUCUCGACUGGAGAUUCGACUGGUAACUACAGCAAAAUCGUGGAGACUUUAUCUCUGAAAAUGGGAUAUCCAAAGGAAACAGUGAUGCAUGUUCCUGUUAAUGAAAACACCGAUACUGUUAUACGAACUGCACAUCUUGUGAUAUACGGAUCGUUUCUUGAUGAUCACUCUUUUCCCAACAUUUUACUGAAAGCCAUGUGCCUGGGCAAGCCUAUAAUAGCACCGGAUCUACCAACAAUAAGAAAAUAUGUCAGUGAUAAGGUAAAUGGCUAUAUUUUCCCAAAGGACGACACGAGUUUUCUCACUCAGAUUGCAUUUCAAGCCGUCUCAAACGGAAAGCUCUCUCUCUUAUCCACCAAUAUAGCAUCAAUGGGGAAAAGUACAGCUAAGAACCUGAUGGCCUCCGAAAGUGUUGAAGGAUACGCAUCCCUACUCGAAAACAUUCUCUCUCUACCCUCUGAGGUUGCUGUUCCCAAAGCUCCCAACAAUAUUCCUAAAAAGCUGAAAGCCGAAUGGCAGUGGCAUCUUUUUGAUGCAAUCGGAGGUAAUGAUUCUCUUUAUCGAGACGGGACCGAAAUUUUGGAUAGAAUCGAGAAGCAAUUCAACAAUUCUGGUAGAGAGAAUGUGGUGGCUUCCGGUGAGGCGUUCUCGUACGCGAUAUGGGAAGAGCAAAAGUAUAUAGAUACGAUCACAAUGCGAAAGAGGAGAGAGGAUGAAGAGUUGAAGGAUAGGACAGAUCAACCACGGGGAACGUGGGAUGAUGUGUAUAGAAAUGCCAGGAGGGCAGAUCGGUCAUUACACGAAAGAGAUGAGGGAGAACUUGAAAGAACUGGUCAACCAUUGUGUAUCUACGAACCUUACUUUGGAGUUGGGACAUGGCCCUUUUUGCACCAUACUUCACUAUAUAGAGGGCUUGGGCUGUCUACAAAAGGUCGAAGGCAAGGGGCUGAUGAUAUUGAUGCUCCUUCACGUCUCCCUCUAUUGAACAAUGCUUACUAUCGAGAGGUCUUGGGAGAAUAUGGUGCAUUUUUCGCAAUCGCUAACCGUGUCGACCGCAUUCACAAGAAUGCUUGGAUAGGAUUUCAAUCUUGGAGAGCUACUGCAAGAAUGAAAUCUUUGUCCAAAACUGCUGAAAGAUCAUUGUUGGAUGCUAUCGAAGCACGAAGGCAUGGGGACACAUUGUACUUCUGGGCUCGUUUUGACAUGGAUCAGAGAAACCCUUUAAAACAGGAGUUUUGGUCAUUUUGUGAUGCUAUUAAUGCUGGGAAUUGUCGGUUUGUGUUUACUGAGGCUCUAAAGCAGAUGUACGGCAUAAAGCAUAACUUGACUUCUCUUCCAUCAAUGCCUUCUGAAGGAGGCACUUGGUCUGUCAUGCACUCCUGGGUUUUACCGACUAAGUCCUUCAUGGAGUUUGUUAUGUUUUCAAGAAUGUUUGUGGAUGCACUCGAUGCAAAAUUCUAUGACGAUCACCAGAAAAACGGGCGAUGUCCUCUCAGUUUAUCCAAGGACAAGCAUUGUUACUCUCGUUUGCUGGAGCUUCUCGUGAAUGUCUGGGCAUACCAUAGCGCAAGACGGAUGGUUUAUGUUGACCCCGAGACAGGUCUCAUGCAAGAACAGCACAACCUUAAAGGUCGAAAAGGUCAAAUGUGGGUCAAAUGGUUCCAGUUCUCCACCCUCAAGACCAUGGAUGAGGAUUUAGCCGAGGAGUUCGACUCUGACCGCCCGAAAAGGCAUUGGCUCUGGCCGUCGACUGGUGAAAUAUUCUGGCAAGGGAUUUACGAAAAGGAGAGGAAUAUGAGAAAUAAAGAGAAGGAAAAGAAAAGACAACGCAGCAAAGAUAAAAUCCAACGGAUUAGGAAACGAACGCAUCAAAGGGUGCUCGGGAAGUACGUGAAGCCGCUCCCGACCGAGGAGUCAAAUUCUACGAAUCUCGAGUCCAAGAUUUUGAGGUAG
Molecule: messenger RNA, 3111 nt
Organism: Striga hermonthica
Lineage: Eukaryota; Viridiplantae; Streptophyta; Magnoliopsida; Lamiales; Orobanchaceae
Source: the annotation of a GenBank genome assembly